Messenger RNA from Caenorhabditis bovis, 423 nucleotides. Lineage: Eukaryota; Metazoa; Nematoda; Chromadorea; Rhabditida; Rhabditidae. The record is from the annotation of a GenBank genome assembly.
AUGCUGAAACUCGUUUGUCUUCUGGCGCUCGUCGCGUCGGCUUCGGCGCUCGUCGGCCGCACCCAAUCGGCCGGCGUUCGCGGCAAACUCAUCUGCGACGGCAAACCCGCCGGCGGUGUCACCGUCAAACUCUACGACGAUGAUCGCGGUCUCGACGCCGACGAUCUGAUGGCCGCCGGCAAAACCAACGGCAACGGCGAGUUUCUGCUGAGCGGCCACGAGGACGAGAUGACGCCGAUCGAUCCGAAGCUCAACAUCUACCACGAUUGCAACGAUGGGAUCAAGCCCUGCCAACGCAAGUUCACCAUCAAAAUUCCGGACAGCUACAUCAGUUCGGGCAAAGUCGCCAAGAAGAUCUAUGACGCCGGCGUCAUUCAGCUCGCCGGAUCGUUCCCAGGAGAAAGCCGAGACUGCAUUCACUAG